Molecule: messenger RNA, 1587 nt
Organism: Sardina pilchardus (European sardine)
Lineage: Eukaryota; Metazoa; Chordata; Actinopteri; Clupeiformes; Clupeidae
Gene: kcna10a
Product: potassium voltage-gated channel, shaker-related subfamily, member 10a
Exons: 2
Coding region: 1-1587 (528 amino acids)
Biological process (GO): potassium ion transmembrane transport; protein homooligomerization
Cellular component (GO): membrane; voltage-gated potassium channel complex
Molecular function (GO): protein binding; delayed rectifier potassium channel activity
Source: RefSeq, a predicted model, not a curated record
AUGGAGGUCGCGCUGGUAGACUUUGAGAAUGCGGACGAUGUGGACGGCAACAUGGAGGACCUGGAGGACCUCCUACCCUCCUCGCCCACGCUGCCACUCUGUGCCUCGAGGGGACGCGCCAGCUGUGCCAGUCUCAUAUCCAACUGGAAACUGCUCCUGAACAGCGAGGGCACCCAAAGCGAGACCAUCUUCAGCAAACUGGCCAAGGAGUGCUGCGAGGACCUGUUCUUGGACAAGCGGGGCAUGGACCAAAGAGAACAGAAGGUGAUCAUCAACAUUGCUGGCUUGCGGUUCGAGACACAGCUAAAGACUUUAGACCAGUUUCCUGACACGCUACUCGGGGACCCCAUGAAAAGAAUGGACUACUUUGAUCCGAUGAGAAACGAAUACUUUUUUGAUCGUAACAGACCGAGCUUUGACGGCAUUUUGUACUACUACCAGUCGGGAGGCAAGGUACGCAGGCCUGCAAAUGUACCCUUGGAUGUGUUUGCAGAUGAAAUGAUCUUCUACGAACUGGGGAACGAGGCAAUGGAACAGUUCAGGGAGGACGAGGGCUUCAUCAAAGAGGCAGAGGUGCCUUUGCCAACCAACGAGUUCCACAGACAAUUCUGGCUGCUCUUCGAGUACCCGGAGAGUUCCAACGCGGCUCGCGGAGUUGCACUGGUCUCUAUCUUUGUCAUAACCAUCUCCAUAGUUAUUUUCUGCAUGGAAACCUUGCCGGAGUUCCGAGAUGACUUGGAUGCCCCGCCCACUGCUGGUUUGCCCCUGAACCAAUCCCAAGGCAACUUCGCCUCCCUGUCCCCACCAAGUGCCACACCCAAAACCAUCACCGCCACCUUCUCGGACCCUUUCUUUAUAGUUGAGACUGCCUGCAUCAUCUGGUUCUUCUUUGAGUUGUUUGUGCGCUUCAUCGUGUGCCCCAGCAAAAAGGAGUUCUUCAACAACAUCAUGAACAUCAUCGACGUCGUCUCCAUCAUCCCAUACUUUGUGACGCUGAUCACCGAGAUAGUGAACGAUCCGGACAUCAUUGCCAGUGCCCAGAACCAAAACAUGUCCCUCGCCAUCCUGCGAAUAGUCCGACUGGUGCGAGUCUUCCGCAUCUUCAAGCUCUCGCGCCACUCCAAGGGCCUGCAGAUUCUGGGCCAGACUCUCAAAGCCAGCAUGAGGGAGCUGGGGCUGCUCAUCUUCUUCCUCUUCAUCGGAGUCAUCCUCUUCUCCAGCGCCAUCUACUUUGCGGAGGUGGAUGAGCCAGACACACAGUUCACCAGCAUACCGGACGGAUUCUGGUGGGCUGUGGUGACCAUGACGACUGUGGGCUACGGCGACAUGUGCCCCAUAACACUCGGUGGCAAGAUGGUCGGGACUCUAUGUGCCAUUGCUGGCGUGCUGACCAUUGCUUUGCCCGUUCCCGUCAUUGUCUCGAACUUCAACUACUUCUACCACCGGGAGACUGAGCAAGAGGAUAAGCAGCCCAUUGCCGAGGCGACAGACAAGAGCAUGAAAGCAGGAGCUUCAGCCAAACUUGGCAGCAACACCUCUCUGAACAAAGCCAAUGGUAACUGGCAGAAUGAUAAGGACAAGUACUGA